GACUUUUAAACUGUUGCAAAUCCGUGCUGCUGCUGUUGCUGUGGUGACGCUUUACGGCAUUUGGAUCAUGGCGGAGUCGCUGAGCGCUGCACAGUUGAGCACGAAAUGGCAAGAGGCUUCAAACAGAGGAUCUGCCAUACUCCGCUAUCUGGGGGAGCAGGUCCCCCUUAUUUACUGCCUGGAGGUGGAGCUUCAACAUGCGGAGGAGGAGCUAAAGGUUGAGCAACGCCUCCUGUAUCCUCUGGAGUACUUUCUUUUUGGAGAAGAGCCUUGUGUCGGCCUGGAGAAACUACAGCGGUACAACAGCAGCUCAUCAGCUCAGCAGUGUGGACGCGUCUUCAAAGAGGGAGAAACUGUGUAUUCCUGCAGGGAUUGUGCAAUCGAUCCCACCUGUGUGCUCUGCAUAGAAUGCUUCCAGAAGAGUGUGCACAAAAGCCAUCGCUACAAGAUGCACGCCUCAUCAGGAGGAGGUUUUUGUGACUGUGGAGAUGUGGAGGCUUGGAAAACAGGACCCUGCUGCUCUCAACAUGACCCUGGCACUGAAGCAACUAUGGAGACGGAUGAGUGUGUGAUGGAUCCAGGCCUUCAGGAAAGGGCUCAGAUGCUGUUCCACCUGCUGCUGCAGUACACAACAGACAUGCUGAUUUGGGAGGAGAACAAUGACCUGUCAGAAGAGCUCAAGCCUAAAGUGAAGGAAGACAGCUACUUCUGUAUCCUCUACAACGAUGAGCAUCACUCAUAUGACCACGUCAUCUACACACUUCAGCGAGCCAUCGCCUGUGACCAGAAUCAGGCUCAAGUUUAUACUGCACUUAUUGACAAGGAAGGGCGAAGAGCAGUGAAAAGAGGGACUCUCAGAACCUGUCAACAAGCCAAGGACAAUAUCAGGCGUAACUCAGAGCACAUUAUCCAGAAACCCCUGCGUGUGGAGGUUCUUCACACUGCGGUUAUGGCUCAUCAGACUUUCGCUCUCAGACUCGGUGCAUGGUUUCAGAAGAUCAUUGGCUAUUCAGUUGGCUUCAGGGAUGUGUUCUGCCAGAUGGCUUUAGAGCCGGCCUCCGACAAUGAUAAACUCAGCCUGAUCAGUCGAUUAAUGCUGCACGAUGCCAAACUGUAUAAAGGAGCCCGCAAGGUUGUCCAUGAGUUAAUUUUCUGUAGUUUACUGAUGGACACAGAAUACAAAAGGCAGUUUGCCAUGAAAUUCACAGAGCACUAUAAGCAGCUUCAGGAGGACUUCAUCAGUGAUGACCAUCAGAGAAACAUCUCCAUCACAGCCCUGUCUGUGCAAAUCUUCACUGUGCCCACUUUGGCGAGGCAGUUGAUUGAGGAGGGCACAGUCAUCAAGGUCAUUAUAGACACUGUAAUGGACAUGAUGAGGGAACAUCUGGACAACAACCACCGCUUCCACUUCCAGGGCCACAACCCUGACAAGUUCUUCCGGGUUCAAGUUAUCUUCCAUGAUCUCAGGUACAUUCUAAUCAGCAAGCCGUCUAUUUGGACCGAGGCAUUACGAGUGAAGUUCCUCGAAGGUUUUCGCGUCUUUCUUCACUUUCUCGGCUGUAUGCAGGGGAUGGAAGAGGUGAAGAGGCAGUUUGGUCAGCAUGUGGAGGUGGAGCCCGAGUGGGAGGCUGGAUUUACACUCCAGAUGCAGCUACGCCACAUUCUCGCUAUGUUUCAGGACUGGUGCUCUUCUGACGAGCGGGUUCUGCUGUUGGCCUUCCAGGAGUGUCACAGAGCUCUAAUGUCCUGCACAAACCAGCCCUUCCGGAGCGAACCGAAAGACAGCUACAUGUGCAAGCAGAUCCUCCACGCACGGCCAUAUAAAGUAUCCCAGGAGCCUGUCUCCAUCCAUUUGCCCAUCUCCAGACUACUGGCUGGUUUAUAUGUGCUGUUGUGCCAGACUGGAGCAAUCCAAUACCUCCCUGACUUUGUGGAUCCUGCACAGCUAAAUUUCACUGAGCUCGCAGAGCAGCCUUUGCGUUGUAUUGUUUUGGCAGCUCAGGUUUGUGCCGACAUGUGGAGGAGAAACGGCCUGUCGCUUGUCAGCCAAGUGUAUUACUAUCAGGACGUUAAAUGCAGGGAUGAAAUGUUUGAUAAGGAUGUUAUCAUGCUGCAGAUUGCUGCUUCCAAAAUGGACCCCAAUCAUUUCCUUAUGCUUGUACUUUUGAGAUUUGAACUUUUCGACAUUUUCAAUGGCAACUGCUCCAGUAAAGAUCAGGAAGUACUGAAACAGUGGAACAGGUUAACAGAGGAGAUGCUUUACUUAUUAAUCAUCAUUGUAGGUGAGCGGUAUGUACCUGGAAUCAGUAAUGUGACCAAGGAGGACGUCAUUAUGAGGGAGGUCAUUCAUCUGCUCUGUAUUGAACCCAUGGCCCACAGCACCUUGAUCAAAAGCCUGCCUGAAAAUGAAAACCAUGAAACGGGUCUUGAAACAGUCAUCGCUAAGGUUGCCAAUUUCAAGAAACCAGGAGUGUCAGGUCAUGGCUUGUAUAAUGUGAAGAAGGAAUGUCUGAAAGAGUUUAACCCCUUUUUCUAUCAUUACUCCAGACCACAGCAUAGUAAGGCAGAAGAAGCUCAGAAGGAGAGAAGGUCUCAAGAGAGCAGUGAAAAAGCUCUGCGUCCCCCAGUGCCACCACCCUUCCGUCCAGCAUUCUCCAGCAUUGUGAAUCUGCUCUGCUGUGACAUCUUCAUCCAUGUUUUGAGGAGGAUUCUUCAGAAAGCAGUGGAGGAUCGUUCAAACCAGUGGACUGAACCAAUGAUCCAGCGGGCACUGCAUCUUGUAGGCCAGGCUCUGCUGGAGGAGACAACACAGCUGGAAAACAGCAGUGCUGAAGAAGUGACCUUCGACUUUAGUUUGAAAGCAAAAAAAACUGGUUCUGAACAAGGCAAAUCCUUGCUCCACUUCCUGACCAAAAUGAAGUCUUUACCUUCUCUGAAAGUUCUGAAAGACAUGAUCGCAUGGAACCUGCAGAUGUUUGAGGUGGUGAAGUGUCUUCGGGAGAAAUCCAGCCCUGCCGCUUCAUUCGCUAUGGAUCACAGCAAAGCAGAGGAGAGCGUUCAGGAUAAAGAGCAGAAGAGGAAAGCUGAGGCUGCUAAAGCGCACCGACGGAAGAUCAUGGCUCAGAUGUCGGCCAUGCAGAAGAACUUCAUUGAGUCCAAUAAGAUCCUUUAUGAAAAUAUGCCUGAGAGCUCCAGUCAGAGCGACACUGCAGCAUCUCUGGACAGCUUUGUGAUGGAUGUGGAUAAGAAUCGAGUGGCUGUAGGGCCUCAGCAGGGUGUUUGGUCCCUGGACUGGGAGACUCUUACCUGUAUUUUGUGCCAGGAGGAGCAGGAGGUUCAGGCUCAGGCUCCAGCUAUGGUGCUCACCGCAUGUGUGCAGAGAUCCACAGUUCUCACGCAGAGCCGCGGAAAGACCCUGUCCCCCAAAGUGGACUACUACCCUCUCUUCAUGCCCCCUGAUCUGGCUGUAGGAACACACACCGGCAGCUGUGGUCAUUUCAUGCACGCAACCUGCUGGCAAAAGUAUUUUGAAGCAGUUCAGAGCACAACUCGCAAUCGCCUGCAUGCGGAGCUUAUCAUAGACCUGGAGAACGGAGAGUACAUGUGUCCGCUUUGCAAAUCUCUCUGUAACACCGUCAUCCCACUAAUCCCUGUGGAGCCCAGCAGCCUCAACUAUGAAAGUGCUCAGUUGGUUGGUCAACAUCUCACUCUUAUGCGCUGGAUUCAGAUCAUGUCUUCUCGAAUCAGAGGCCUAAAGGCUAUGUGGACAGCAGAUGGCAGUGAUGCAGCAGAGAAAGCAGCAGCACCUUUUGAUGAGGGUCAAACCGAAUUCAGAUCCAUUCUUAGUUUUGGAGUUCAAGAGCCGCCAAAGUUCUCUCGCAGUAUCACAGAGAUGCUGGUUGUCUGUGCGACCACAGUGCACAGGGUGGGUCUGCAGACUCCUCCGAAUGACCUGUGCCCGUUUGUGCCAGCCAUGUCGUGGAACACCUGUGCCUACACCAUCCAGGCUGUCGAGAACAUGUUGCAGGAUGAAGGCAAGGCACUUUUUGGAUCCCUUAAGAACAGACAGCUGUCUGGACUUAAAGCGCUGGUGCAGUUUUCAGCUGCUCAGAGAAUGAAGUGCAAUCAAGUGGUCAUACAGAAGCAUUUUGCUGAUAUGUUAGCAGUCCUGGUACCAGUUCCUCAUGUAGAAAACACACCAUCCAUAUUAGAAGUGGAUUUCUUUCAUCUACUGGUGGGUCUGGUUCUGUCCAUCCCAUCGUUGUAUCAGGAAGAAGCUGUAGACCUGCAGCCUUCAGCAGUCAGUACGGCGUACAAUCACCUCUACCUGCUGCAGCUCAUCACUGUGGGACACAUGCUGCAGGUCCUGCUGGCUGCACACGAUUGUGCUGUGAUGGCAGUGGCAGAAGAGGGCGAUGAGGCUCAGGCCGCAGCUGAAUUCUUCUCUACUGUGUCUCAGCACACAGACAGGAUGAAGUCUGGUGUUUUGAGCUUCAGUGUGGAGGGGGUGAAGAGAGGUGUUCUUCCCUUCCUGCGCUGUGCUGCUCUCUUCUUCAACUGCCUUACAGGAGUACCGCCUCCAGAUGAGCUGUCCGUGUCUGCAGAAUUACCUGAAAGCCAGCUGCCUCUGCUGUGUAGUUACCUCUCCCUGCCCUCUAACCUGUUCCAACUGUUUCAAGACCACAGGGAUGUCAUGACCACCUUAAUAAACAGGUGGUGUGGGAAUACAGCUAUAUCCAAAGCUCUCAAAGGUGAAAUGCACAUGAUCAGGUAUCCUCGCAAAAGAAACCGGCUCAUAGAUCUUCCAGAGGACUAUAGUGUGCUGCUCAACCAAGCCAGUCACUUUAAAUGUCCAAACUCCUCAGAUGACGAGCGAAAACACCCGACUCUGUGUCUGCUCUGUGGGGUGAUGUUGUGUGCUCAGAGCUCCUGCUGUCAUGAGCAGCUCAACGGCGAGGAAGUGGGCGCCUGUACGGGUCACGCUGCCAUCUGUGGGGCUGGAGUGGGACUGUUUCUCAGGGUUCGAGAGUGUGAGAUUGUCUUGAUGGCCAGUAAGACACGUGGCAGUCCCUAUCCAGCACCCUACUUAGACGACUAUGGAGAAACAGACCCUCAGCUUGGACGUGGGAAUCCUCUCCACUUGUGUCCAGAGCGUUACCGUAAGCUGCUCCACCUUUGGCAGCAACACUGCGUCCUAGAGGAGAUCGCCCGCAGUCUGGAGCUCCUCAAUGUCAUGUUCCCUUUCGAGUGGCAGAUGCUCUGAGCAGCGUAUCACAAUGCAUUAUGGAUAACCAUGCUAAACAAACACCUGUGUACUUUCACUUUUGAUUUAUUCAUUCUUCAGGUUGCAGAUUCACACAUACAGCACAUUGUGAGGUUUUGCUUUUGUUUUCAAUAGAAAAUGCAAAUCAUUUUAUUAACUUCCGCUCCCCUCACUCUGCUUUUUGGCUUUUUCAUCUGUGUGAGAAAUUUAUGCAUGUGAAUAUUAUGUUUACUUCUUAUUAUGCAUAGAUUCCCUCAACAUGAAGAAAAACCUGUAUAUUCAAUAGGUUUUUUUUUUUUUUUUUUUGCAAAUUCUGUUCUCAGAUGAAUCUCACAAACAUGUUGGGGUCACAUUGUCAAAAGAAAGUCAAAAGAAAGAUUCAGAUUUUGCAUAUAUUGUUUUGGAGCACUUCAUUAUUUUCCCCAGUCUCCACUUUUAUCAAUACAGUAAUACUUGACAGUUUUUAUUUUUUAAUAUCUCUGUAUUGACAACACUUAAAUCAGUAAUAUUAACAUUUAUACUAACUGACAUUCUCAUUAGUAUUUUCUGUGUACAAAAACAUUCUGAUUAAAAUUGCAAACAAAAUUUAUAUAUAUAUAUAUAACUGCUAUGAAAUGAUCAUUUUUUAUUAUUAUAUUAUAAAAUUAUCAUUUUAUAGCAGUUAUUGUACAACACUAUACUUACUAUAAACAGCAGAUAAUAGAUGUUUUCCCAUAACUUUUGCUUUCUAUCUGGAAUAUGACUCUGUUUUGUGAGAUUCAUUCCUGCUAUAAUGUCACAGGAAAAAUGUAUAUAAAAUAAUAAUGUAUAAUUAGAUGAUGCUAUUUUGCUAUAAAUGUGAUUUAAUAAAGAUACACACACACACACACACACACACACACACACAAACACACAAAAAGUCAAUAAUCACAUGCAACAAUGCCUGUCAGCUGAACUCCAGUGUAUUUUAAUGUCAAUAUGUAUUAAAUCGAACAGAAGUGCUUUUGUUGACUGUCAGUCUAAAUCCAGAGAGUUUUAGCUCAUCAUUUCUUCAGUGUGUAAAAGCUUUUCAUUUACGCUUACUCACACAUAAAAUAAACUGCUGAGUGACACCAUGACCUUCACUUCACAGUACUGUAAAACCACUGUACUCAUUCAUUCAGCUGUACGUAAAAUAUUUAUUCUGCUUUUGAACUUUUAAUUUCCUAAUAAUGGGUAUUUCUGUCAGAUAUUAAAAACUCAAACGGGAAA
Danio rerio (zebrafish) is the source of this 6493-nucleotide messenger RNA. The record is from RefSeq and is a predicted model, not a curated record. Lineage: Eukaryota; Metazoa; Chordata; Actinopteri; Cypriniformes; Danionidae.